UCAAGCUUGUCUCCGUAGUGAGGGCGCAGGGCGGGGCUCCGGCUAGUGUAGUACGUGUGCUUCACACAGCACUUAGCUUCAGUAAGCCAACGCUAUAGCAGAAGUCAGAAUCAUGGUGCUGCUUGAAAAUGAUUCGUUUCUCACAGAGCUCACACGGCUGUUCCAGAAGUGCAGAACAUCUGGCAGUGUUGUCAUCACGCUAAAGAAAUAUGACGGGAGGACAAAGCCAGCGCCCCGAAAAGGCCACUCUGAGACAUUUGAACCAGCAGACAAUAAAUGUCUCAUCAGAGCAUCUGAGGGCAAGAAGAAAAUUAGCACAGUGAUCAGCACCAAAGAAGUAAUCAAGUUUCAAAUGGCAUACUCCAACCUCCUUAGAGCUCACAUGGAUGGACUAAAGAAGAAGGAUAAGAAAAGCAAAAGCAAGAAAACCAAAGCCACCUAAUGAGCAACAGACUCUAUAACAUAACCAUGGGUCCCUAAACUGACCUGUACGAUCUGAGGGAACGGGAAAGGCCUCCACUUGGUCUGUGGCCCCACCCGGCUUUUUCCCCAUUCACCUGAGGCCUCAGAAUCACUGAUCAUCCACCCGGUGACCGCUUUGAUAAUAUGCCAUUGUCUGCAUGGUAAUAUCUCAUUCCUGGCUACUUGGUGCAGUUGGCAACCUGGAACAGAAAACCUGAGGAUUUCUCGUGCAGGUCGAAGCAGGUCAACUUUAUUGAAUCUCCACCAUUACUGCUUCGGAACCAGGUCAUCAACAGCUGUGUUACCUCUGGAGCCAAAUCCAUGGAGUCCACCUAUUACCUGCCGUUCACACUAUUUAAUUGUUAGAGUCCAUAUUUAUGUUAUAUUUACAGCUGACCUAUGAGCUGUGCUGCCCUUUUUCAAUUUGACUGCGUCUCGAAAAUAAUUUACUGCAAAGUUGCUUCGAAACAACAAAAUCAGAUCAGAUUUGAUGUAUUUUUAACCCUUUUCCUGCAUUGAGCUUGUUAUUGGAGAGGGGAAUUAAUUGUUAUCAGUUUUUAUUUUUAUUUUUUAUUUUUUACAUCCUGAAGUACAAUGAAGAUAAUUUGUUUUGAACCACAGUUUCAUACCAAGCUGUCAGACUGGCCAUCUUUAAAUUGUUAAAAUGUGUAUCUUCAGUUAAUGUGGUUACUUGAAAAUGAAUAAGAUUUCUGAAUGAUGACAUGACACAAUAUGCUAAAAGUAAUAUUUUACUGAAAGGCAUGUUUGAGUUAUGAAUACAGAGACAUUUGGCUGUAAUUCUAAUGUAAUUUCUGUUAAUCACUAUUACAAGGCAGGUUUAACUGCAGCCGGUAUAUUUUAUCAGCCUUUUGUAAUGUCUCUUCGUGCUCCCAGGUCCUCAUGGAAGAGGACUGCAGCAGGAUCGAAGUUCAGAAAUAAAGUGCGUUGUUGAAAGUCA
Cottoperca gobio is the source of this 1420-nucleotide messenger RNA. RefSeq names its product signal recognition particle 14 (gene srp14). The record is from RefSeq and is a predicted model, not a curated record. Bases 113 to 442 code for a protein of 109 amino acids. Gene Ontology annotation, cellular component: signal recognition particle, endoplasmic reticulum targeting. Gene Ontology annotation, molecular function: 7S RNA binding; endoplasmic reticulum signal sequence receptor activity. NCBI's taxonomy places the organism in Eukaryota, Metazoa, Chordata, Actinopteri, Perciformes, Bovichtidae. Gene Ontology annotation, biological process: SRP-dependent cotranslational protein targeting to membrane. The transcript has 5 exons.